CGUCGGUCUGAUCGCUUCCGCUUCCGCUUCCUCUCCCUCUCCCUCUCCUCUUCCUCCCACAGCAGGAUCGAUCUCUCUUUCGCGUCGCGCCCCUCGCACCGAUCUCGCCCGUCUCUCGCUGUCGUCGCAUGAUUUCUUCAUCACGAGCGGCCUGCACUUGCCACACCUCUCGAUGUCCCCGGUAGUGGACGGCUCCGCCCGGUGAGGAUGUCGACCACCUCGCUCCCGCAAUUUACCGGUCCAUUUUCUUCUUUCUCCUCGGCAUCGCAGUCGGCCGGUAUGGCGCACUCCCGCACCAUCGGCCUGGAUACGCUCGCAGAGGGCUCGCAGUACGUCCUGGAGCAAUUGCAGCUGUCUCGGGAUGCCGCAGGCGCCGGCGCCGGGGACGGCGCGGCCGCCUCCACUUCCUUGAGGAACUCUUCCAUCUCCCACUCCAAAGACCACUCCUUCUACGACAGUGAGAAUAAACAGACUAUCGGCUUAGGGCUCAGUCAUUCCUCGCAACGCGAUGCCCUGGUCGAGGCGCGCUCCCCGAUCCGCAAAAAUUCAUCGUCGGCCCCGGUCCGCCGGCGUAUCAGCCGUGCGUGUGACCAGUGUAACCAACUCCGAACCAAGUGCGACGGGCAGAACCCGUGCGCCCACUGCGUUGAAUUCGGGUUGACCUGCGAGUAUGCGCGAGAACGCAAGAAACGUGGGAAGGCGUCGAAGAAGGACCUGGCUGCCGCUGCGGCGCACGGGUCAAACGGCUAUCAAGGACAAGGAGGCGCAUCGCUACUGGGUGACCAGUCGUCCCCUGAUGGACGGUCGGGGCAGGAUGUAAAUGGGCGAUAUGAUCCGGCCUUCGAGGCUGCACACAGCCUGCCCUCGGCGCAGUCGCAAAUGCAACACCCGUCAGGCCUGCAGGAUCCACAGUCAGCACCUGCCCAUUCCCAGCCGGCGUUGGGGACGACCAUCGAUGCGAUGCACAUGAGCCAGUUCCAUCCUCUGAAUGAAUCGGCCCGUCCGAUGUCGGUGCCGGAUCUACGGUCGCUGCCGUCUUCCGUUCUCCCGCCCCAGGGCCUCAAUCAUGGGUACCACGAGAGCGCAUUCGCCUUGAUGAACUCACAGGAGCCGGGCUCCUCGUCGGUCAACCAGUUCCGACUGGGAAACUCGGCAGACAACCCGUCAGCCCCGUUCCUGGGGCUGACGCCUCCCGCGCAGUCGCCCGGCUGGCUGCCUCUCCCGUCGCCAUCCCCCGCAAACUUCCCUUCCUUCAGCCUGCACCCAUUCUCGAGCACGUUACGAUACCCUGUCCUGCAGCCGGUUCUGCCCCACAUUGCGUCCAUAAUUCCCCAAUCGCUGGCAUGCGAUCUUCUCGAUGUUUACUUCACCAGCUCCUCCUCGUCUCACCUGUCCCCUCUGUCCCCGUACGUGGUGGGCUACAUCUUCCGCAAACAGUCCUUCCUUCAUCCUACCAAACCCCGAAUGUGCAGUCCUGGACUUCUGGCGAGCAUGCUGUGGGUCGCAGCACAGACCAGUGAAGCUGCCUUUCUGACGUCCCCUCCGUCGGCUCGGGGUCGCGUCUGCCAGAAACUGUUGGAACUGACCAUUGGCUUGCUCCGGCCGCUGGUCCAUGGCCCUGCGACGGGGGAGGCGUCCCCCAACUAUGCCGCGAACAUGGUCAUCAACGGCGUCGCCCUGGGAGGCUUUGGGGUCUCGAUGGACCAGCUGGGCGCGCAGAGCAGCGCAACCGGCGUCGUGGAUGAUGUGGCCACCUACGUGCAUCUGGCGACUGUCGUGUCCGCGAGCGAAUACAAGGCGGCCAGUAUGCGGUGGUGGACUGCCGCGUGGUCACUCGCGCGCGAGUUGAAGCUGGGUCGCGAGCUGCCGCCCAACGUCUCCCAUCCACGGCAGGACGGCGAGCACGAGGGGGACACCUCCGAAGUCGACCCGUCGACACGGCACCCUCCGCCUCUAAUUACAUCAAUGAGCCAUGGCUCUGGAAGCUCCGCCGUGGAUGUUACGGAGGAGGAACGGGAAGAGCGCCGGCGCCUUUGGUGGCUGCUGUACGCGACGGAUCGCCAUCUGGCUCUCUGUUACAACCGCCCGCUGACGCUACUGGACUUGGAGUGCGGGGGGCUGCUGCAGCCGAUCAACGACGAUCUGUGGCAGGCCGGUGAUUUCGCCGGAACCGUUUAUCGCCAAGUCGGCCCCCCAGUCGAGUGCACGGGGCACAGCAUGUUUGGGUACUUCCUGCCACUGAUGACGAUCCUGGGCGAGAUUGUCGAUCUGCAUCAUGCCGAAAACCACCCACGAUUUGGUCUUGCCUUCCGGAGUAGCCCGGAAUGGGAACACCAUGUUCUGGAGAUCACCCGCCAGCUGGACACGUAUGGACGCAGCUUGAAGGAGUUCGAGGCCCGGUACACCCGAAGUCUGGCCAUGGGGGCGGCGGAGAACGAGCCUGCCGUGGAAGGCUCCCAUCUGGACCAUAUGAGCCCCUCUGGGCGCUCGAGCAGCACGGUCGGGUCCCGGGUGAACGAAUCGAUCGUUCACACCAAGAUGGUGGUCGCGUACGGCACGCACAUCAUGCAUGUCCUGCACAUCCUGCUGGCGGGUAAAUGGGACCCGGUCAAUCUGCUGGAAGAUCACGACCUGUGGAUCUCCUCGGAGUCUUUUGUGCAGGCCAUGAGCCACGCGGUCGGGGCGGCGGAAGCUGCGGCGGAGAUCUUGGAGUAUGACCCCGAUCUCAGCUUCAUGCCGUUCUUUUUUGGGAUCUAUCUCCUGCAAGGCAGCUUUCUGCUGCUGCUGGCGGCGGACAAACUGCAGGCGGACGCUAGUCCCAGCGUCGUCCGCGCCUGCGAGACGAUCGUGCGAGCACACGAGGCCUGCGUGGUGACGUUGAACACUGAGUACCAGAGAACAUUCCGCAAGGUGAUGCGCUCGGCUCUCGCGCAGGUUCGGGGUCGUAUACCCGAGGACUUUGGCGAGCAGCAGCAGCGCCGACGAGAGGUGCUCGCGCUGUACCGCUGGAGCGGCGAUGGCAGCGGUCUUGCUUUAUAAUUUCCCCUUCUAUGUCGCAUCGCACCUUCUCUUCUGUAUAGGAAUCAGCCGACGUAUAUGCAUCCUUUCUUGUUGAUAUUGGCAUUUUGUACACUACAGCGCGUGUCCAUACCUGUACAUACCCCACCCAUAUAAUCCCCGUUGUUGCU
Aspergillus heteromorphus CBS 117.55 is the source of this 3188-nucleotide messenger RNA. RefSeq names its product putative C6 transcription factor (gene xlnR). Gene Ontology annotation, molecular function: DNA binding; DNA-binding transcription factor activity, RNA polymerase II-specific; zinc ion binding. Lineage: Eukaryota; Fungi; Ascomycota; Eurotiomycetes; Eurotiales; Aspergillaceae. The record is from RefSeq and is a predicted model, not a curated record. Gene Ontology annotation, biological process: DNA-templated transcription; regulation of DNA-templated transcription. The transcript is spliced from 3 exons. Bases 208 to 3039 code for a protein of 943 amino acids.